This is a messenger RNA of Acytostelium subglobosum LB1, 1053 nucleotides long. RefSeq lists its product as hypothetical. Gene Ontology annotation, molecular function: protein binding. Gene Ontology annotation, biological process: Golgi organization. The record is from RefSeq and is a predicted model, not a curated record. NCBI's taxonomy places the organism in Eukaryota, Evosea, Eumycetozoa, Acytosteliales, Acytosteliaceae. The transcript has 2 exons. The coding region runs from base 1 to 1053 and encodes 350 amino acids. Gene Ontology annotation, cellular component: Golgi apparatus.
AUGGGAAACGCACAGUCUGGUGAGACACCAAACACUCUAUUCCCUGCAAACAAGGGCAAUGCUAUUGGUGUACAUGAUAAGGCGAAUAAUGGCAAUGAAUACAAUCAGACAGGUUACCAUGUGUUGCAGGUACAACCAAACUCUCCAGCAUGUGGUCGACUAGUACCCUUCUUUGACUUUAUAGUCGCUGCCAACCAGGUCAUCUUUGACAAGGAGGACUCACGCUUUGCCGAUACCUUCCGAGAGAAUGUUGGUAAAGAAGUUCAACUAAUCGUGUAUAAUAUCAAGUCUGAUACAACUAGAGAACAAGUGAUCGUUCCUAGCAACUCAUGGGGCGGAAAUGGAUUGGCUGGUAUAAGCAUUCGCUUCUGCUCUUGGGUCAAGACAUUGGAGACUGUAUGGCAUAUACUCGAUGUGUAUAUGAACUCACCGGCGCAUGAGUCGGGUCUGCAGACUCGCACCGACUAUAUAGUAGGCACUCCCGAUCUCAUACUCAAUGAACAAGAGGACUUCUUCACGUUGAUCAACAACAAUAUGUACAGACCCAUUCAACUCUACGUCUACUCGUCGCUGACGGAGCAGGUGAGACUCGUCACCAUCACGCCCAACAAGAACUGGGGUGGCUCUGGCAGUCUUGGAUGCGACAUUGGUUAUGGACUACUUCAUCGCAUACCAACCAAGCAGAGUGUCACCACCCAAAUGAUAUCUCCAUCAAUGGAUCAACUCAAGUCUAUGCUUCCCGCUUCUUCUUCUUCCUCUUCAUCACAGUCUCCACCAUCAAAUUUAAACAACAACAACAACAACAACAUCAAUAAUGAUAAUAAUAAUAAUAAUGGACUUACACCAAACAGACCGUCUGGUGGCGGUAUGGACGACGGAUUAAUAGAGACAACAGAGCCAAUCAAAUUGGAUCUUACUCAACUGGACAUUCAUGGCAAUAAUGAUCCAAGUGCACAACAAACUCAACAACAACAUAACAUUGAUCAGUCCAAGCAACAACAAGUUGCGCCAACCUCAUCAUCCACAUCCUUUCAACAUAUCUCAUUAGAAUAG